Molecule: messenger RNA, 3928 nt
Organism: Amoebophrya sp. A25
Lineage: Eukaryota; Dinophyceae; Syndiniales; Amoebophryaceae
Source: the annotation of a GenBank genome assembly
GGCUAGGAGCUCCACAACCAAACGGACCCGCAGCCGAGUAUGGCUACGCGGUAGCGCGUGGUGCUGAGGCGCGUGUCUCGGAGACCAUUCGGUCACGUGCGCUGGCGUUGUAUGUGUCAAGGUUACUACGACCUUUUUGGCUGUUCGACAUUCUGCAGCCAGUUCGAGGUGGAGCGACAAUGGUAAAUCCUUCAGCAGCCGGACAAAAAAGGACAAGAGACGACAUGUUUGUCAACGGAGGAGGACAGGUAAAACUUGAUUGGAUGUACCUACAAAUUUCUAGUAAAGUUGACAUGACUCUUGUUCCUAGUAUGUUCUCUCAGCGGAAAAUCUCCAGUAGGGUAGCGACGAGGUACUGCGCGCCGAGUCGUUGCGUUUUGGGGCUGUAUUUGGCGUGGGAUUACAGCUCUGGCAAUGGUGGCUAUUGCUCAGUAGGGUGCACUGGAGAACUUCCGCUGCAAUAGACUAGAUGUCCAAAAGUCAUGAAAGUUGAGCUAUAUGAUGUAUCAACUACUUUUUCCUCCAUUGAAUAACGCAAUUUGCACAUCAGACAAUUUUUCCAUCUGAUUAGUAAUAUAUCAAAACAUAGGUCGUCUCCCAGCCCCUGCGCUCCCUCUAUUGUCUUACUUGGCGACGAUCUGAACGCGAAUGGCUUGAAAACUCGCUUCGCGGUGUGCUUGGUGUACUGCGGAGAGCAAAGAAUUGCAAUUUGCAGCAUUUCGGAGGCGAAGCCGCUAUUUUCGAAGGCCUUCUGAUCCUGGUGGAGCGAUCUCUUGACGUUUUGCACUUUCUGCAGAUGCUUUCUGAAAGUUUACCCCACAUCUUGAUGCCGCCAAUGAUGAACUCACCCUCCUCCUCUUCUAGUAUAGUAUCUGACGCAGCAGCUUUAUCCCGUCUCGCCUUCCGCGAUCUCGUGCACGGAGAACAAGGUCGAGCCACCGUCAGUCGCUUUGUUAAGAACUGCUCGUAUGCGCUUAAUUGCGCUAGACUGGCGCAGAAGUGUCCACAUCUGUUGUCCAUUGCGGAAGCUGAAAUCCAACACGCACACGAACUGCUGGAUAGGAUGCAUCAAGGGACGAGCUUGCUCUCAAACGCUCCUCAUGCUGUGGAGACGGCUGUGUCGCUGUUGAAGAGAAAUUUAGCACUAGUGGACAUGCAGGAAACUGGUACUUUGUUUUGAAAAGAAUACGCAGUGGUCCGUAAGAGAGACGACCACCAUGUUGAUUAGCACUAGCAGAUACAACAAAACUAUUUAGACCUAUAACUUCAAGUCAAAAAACGCCGAAGUCAACAUAAUUCGAACUAAACAAGGUUGAUGACCAAAAUUCAAAAACAUCUCCCCAUGAUGUACCAUGAAGAUCUACUUAUUCAUCAAAUCUACUAACCACCAGGCGCUCGCCUCCGCUUACAUGGUUGCAUUGUCCCCCUCAUCGAGUUAGCAGCCUUGAAAGCCAAGGAGCUCGAUCCAGCGGACACUGCCAGCGAAGUUCCGGCGCAAGGCGAGGCCGUUUUCUCGGCUCGGAUGAAAAUCUACGACAUCGUCUAUCAUUCCCUCAACGAUCUCGCACUCAGGGCUGAAGGACAAAUCCAAAUAUCUUCUCGAAACAGUUCUUUGUCCAGCAAGAAACAUCAACAAAGCAAAUCCUUCCUCUCUCAACAACCAAUCCCUGAACCCCAAGUUGUACAUCAUCAAUCUUCUCUUCAACUCGUUCAACGACAUCAACAUCAACAAUAUGGAGGGUCAUCAGGUGUGCCGAUGAUCAUAAGGGGGGAUUUGAACAAUAUACAAGCAGCUGAAGUAUUAGAACGAUUGAUUUGGACAAUACUAGAAGUGCCAGAUCGCCUUUUUCAGUGCGGACUCUUCAAGCUUUUGCUCACGUGGAAAGCGCCAAUUUGGGAGUACCUACUGUUACUUCUGACUUUCGUCGUAUGAUUUUUGUUAUUUUUACACCCUAUGCUGCCCGGCCCUGUGCUUGUGCAUCUGAACUGAAGGCUCUUAUACGAGUAGAAAAAGAAAAUUCUACUUAUAGAUAUACAUCGAUGCAUAAGAAAAACUACCUUUUUCCAGUUCCACGCUCAAGUUUAUUAUCUUCUCGUCAUCGCAUCUCGAUCUCCUGAUACCACUCCUACGCUCCACGACUACAACAGGCUCCAGUCGCCCUAUCUUGCGGAUUUCCUCCUCUCAAGACGGAGCAUCCAACCAGAGUUGCUCUGCAAAUGGUAUCAAGCGAAUGGCCAAUGGCUUGCAGCAUGCGAAGAAUAUCGUAAUGUGGCACGGCUGCCGUGGCCUGCUAAUGGAGACCCGGACAAUGCGGCGAUGUUAGCGCUAGAGGAACGCCUAAACUUCCUGGAAACGGCGAGUCACAUUAGUGGUAGAAAAAGACACGUGGUUUUAGAAAAAUUCAAAUUCUAAGAUUUGUCUCAAUAUUUCUUGUUCACACAAUCAUCCUAUUCCUAGUACGUACUCCUACUGUCUACUGAGCAAUUAUAUCAGCACUUCUUUUUCUCACAACACUUCAUUCAAAAAUACAACUUAACCCAUGCGUCCCAGGUGACUACCCAGACGUGCGCGCUAGCCUCUUGUUCUUGAUAAGGCAAGUCAGGUGCCAGAUGACUGCGCUGUCGGAGUUGGAGGAAGUUGGAGCCAACCCAGCAAUCCUUCGCGAUGUUCAAGCGUCAAUACUAGAUGUUCCAGUUUUGCAGUCGCUAGCGGAUAAAUACAGCCUACAUACCACUAACGUAGCGAUAUGCUUCUGGCAUGAGGAUACGAGAAGUAUUUGCUUUUAUAUUACUCUGUAUCUUCCUCUUUUUUUAGAAGGAAUUGCUUGCAUUGAAUUGUGGCAUCAUCAUGAUUAGAUACUAACUUCGAUUUCGCCUUGUCUUGAAGUUGAUAUGUAAGUACCCUAAUUCUACAGACCUUCGUGCCUACGUCGACCGCUGGAUGCGGUAUACCACUGGUGCCCUGAAUAAUCAGCGAAACCCGCUUGUCCUCGGCGCCGACGCAGUUAGGGAUCGCGUUGUGCGACUGCUUUUAGCCUAUCUGAAGCCCUUUAGCGCAUCUAACAAUGGUGUAAGCGCCAUUUUUCUACCCUUAGAUUUGAUUGCCUUGCGGUUGUUCGAGUAUGCUUCUGGGUCUGGUGGUUCUACUGGUGGUUCACCUGGAUCUUCAGUCCAACAAAUUUCGCGUUUUGUCGCUGGUGCCUUCCGGGAAGCGGGCAUUGCAUGGCCUGAGGUGUAUGGAGCUAUCUCCAGCGCUGGCAUUCCCGCAGGUAGAGCCCUGUACGAAUUAAAACACGAUAUUUUGCUAUCAUGGGAAGACGAAUUGUCACAUAGGAACACAGUUGGCACACGCAUGGUGGUUCAGCAACUUCAACGGUGUUUCGCAGAAUUGGCUAUGGAAAUGCGACAAAGCCCAAACUUACCAAACAACCUAUGGGACAAGAUGAACCAUUUGAGUCUGCGCGUUGAACGUUUGGCACUGGGUGCUAGUGCUCAGAACCUACGUGGAGGAGGCUUCGGAGGAGCGGCUGGUGGACUAGGUCGCAGUUUCGUGCUCUAAUACAUAGGACGGCAGAUAGUUUCAUGAUCCUGUUAUGGAACUACUACGCGAAUAGGAUUUCUAUCACGAUACAUAGUUGUCACUUUUCCAUGUGACCCAGACCCUUUUGCGCAUGAGGGUACAACAUACUACUACUACUAGUAUUUUUAGAUAGUAGUAGUACAGGCCUGCUUAACUUCAUCUGUUUGUACAUCCAUGCUCACAUGCAGCAAGAAGCUGUUUUUCUACGCGACUGAAAAUAUAGCGACAAAACCUUCUAUCUUUUGUGGGAAAUAUAGUGACGAAACCUUUUUUUUAUAGUGACGAAGAAACGCAAUCCCAAUAAAGAACAGGAAUCGUGUCAUUGACGAUGACGAAGAAGCGGAGUAU